Messenger RNA from Pyricularia oryzae 70-15, 1358 nucleotides. RefSeq lists its product as uncharacterized. Gene Ontology annotation, molecular function: C-4 methylsterol oxidase activity; iron ion binding. The coding region runs from base 217 to 1131 and encodes 304 amino acids. Lineage: Eukaryota; Fungi; Ascomycota; Sordariomycetes; Magnaporthales; Pyriculariaceae. The transcript has 3 exons. The record is from RefSeq and is a predicted model, not a curated record. Gene Ontology annotation, biological process: ergosterol biosynthetic process.
GAGAAUUGUUGAUUAACGGAUUGAUAAAUACAAGAGGUUAUCCUGCGUUUUGUUUUGUAUUUCGAAAUGUACUCCUCACUGACUGAUCUACAAGCAACCCUUUUACGGGACUUGGUUUUCUGUUUCUAAUUUCGUCGAGUUGGGCUUCCCAAAACGUUCUUGGGCUCUGCUGCUGUCUUGCAAGACGCCGUUUGACACUGCGGCACGGUUGUCGAAAUGCUCGAAACAAUGGCCAACGUCACCGGGGUGGCUUCUGCCACCGAUAUGCCGAUACAGGCUGUCUUUGCCGAAGUCAGCCAGCACUUUCAGCAGCUCACAAUGAUGGAGCGGCUAUGGGCUACUUGGUACACCUGGAUGCAAAAUGAUGUCUUGGCCACGGGGCUUUUGACAUUUAUCAUCCACGAAGUAGUGUAUUUCGGGAGGUCUAUUCCAUGGAUCAUCAUGGACAGCAUGCCGAUCUUCCAGAAAUACAAAAUCCAGCAGACCAAAGUCCCAACCAUCAAGGAGCAGCUUCACUGCGCGGGGCUGGUCCUCCUGAGCCACUUCACCGUCGAGCUGCCCGAGAUCUGGGUGUUCCACCCCGUGGCCAUCUACUGCGGCAUGGCGUUUGACGUGCCCUUCCCUCCGGCCUGGAAGAUUGCGCUGCACAUCGCCGUCUUCUUCGUGCUCGAGGACGCGUGGCACUACUGGACGCACCGGCUGAUGCACUACCCGCCGCUGUACCGAUCGAUCCACAAGCUGCACCACACGUACACGGCGCCCUUUGGGCUGACGGCCGAGUACGCAUCCCCGAUCGAGGUGCUGGUGCUGGGGCUGGGCACCGCGGGGACGCCGCUGCUGUGGGUGUACCUGACGGGCGACCUGCACCUCUUCACGAUGCAGGCGUGGAUCGUGCUGAGGCUGCUGCAGGCGGUGGAUGCGCACAGCGGCUACGAGUUCCCCUGGAGCCUGCACCACAUCCUGCCGUUCUGGGCCGGCGCGCAGCACCACGACAUCCACCACGAGCAGUUUGUCGGCAACUACGCCUCGUCGUUUAGGUGGUGGGAUUACUUUAUGGACACCGAGGCCGGCGCUGAGGCCAACGCCAAGCGGAGGGAGAGGAAGAUGGCGGCGCUGAAGAAGACGCUGUGAAAUGGUGGUGGAAAGGACGUGGGGAUGUGUUGGUGGGUUCGUAUGAUGGAAUUUGGAAGGACUUUAGAUCAUUGCAUAGACAUCUAGUCACAUUAAUAUUCUCUUAUGUUGAUUUUAUUUUAGUCACUGCGGACUUGACAUCGCUGCUAAAUCUAACAAGGAGAUGAGAACUUUAUAAUUCCAUCACCAGCUGUUCGAACCGCACUUGCUCAUGACCAUCCAGUCAC